Pocillopora meandrina is the source of this 6749-nucleotide messenger RNA. Lineage: Eukaryota; Metazoa; Cnidaria; Anthozoa; Scleractinia; Pocilloporidae. The record is from the annotation of a GenBank genome assembly.
GAAAAUCAGAAGAGGAAGAAGAAAGGAAAAAACAUUAUUGACUCAGGUAAUGUUUUAGGAUGAACACGAACAGUUUCAAAAGGCACAGAUGUUGAGACUCUACACAAACUGUUAUACCUCUGUAUUAGUAUUAAUCGUGUUUUGUGCUGUACAGUGUCCUUGUCAAUUCCAGAUGCAAUUUGCAUUAUUACAAAAACAUGAUAUAAAAAGAUUCACAUAGUUAUACAUACAACAUCACAAUGAUGUCCUGACCUUAUUUCCAAAUUAAUUUUACAUCUCUGUUAGAUUCUGAUGAAGAUCCUUUUCCUCCAGAAAUCAGGUAUGUGAUUUGUUUUUUCAAUUUCAUUCCAUUUCAUACAGUUGUAGUUAAACUCUUUGACCCUAAUAUCAGCCCUGAAUUAAGAGUCAAGGAAAUGAUCACCAACUAUAGAAGCUCUUGAUUAUUAAACAAAUUCUCCUUGUCAGCAGCUUAGAAAAUGCAUAGAGAACAGUAUGGAGAAUAUGCAUACUGAUGUCAAGGUGUAUUCACAACCUGGUUCUCUUUCAUGCAUCUCUGUUUCAGAAAAGCCACAUCAGUAAAGAAGGAGGAGAGUUCAAAAGCUAAGAAAAGUAGAGGAGCAAUCAGCUUGGACUCAGGUAAGGAAAUUAUGUCAACUUAUUGAGGGUACGCAAUACUUUUUAUGUGAAAGGUGAUGUAGAGACUUUAUCUUCAUGGGAAUUGUGAUUUCAUCUUUUUUUUACAUAAAUAUAUUUAAUUUUCAUAGGAUUAACAGUUUUAUUAACAGGUUAGAAAGAGUGAAAAUAUGAAUUUGGUUUAAUUUUUUUCCUUGGUUUUAUUGAUCUUCAAAAUGUGAUCGUCUUGAAUUUCAUGUGAAUGUGAAAACGUUUUGGAUACUUUUCAUUACAAAUAACAUAAAUAAGAUUGCCAAAUAUCUUUACGUGACUGAGUUUGACACAAGGGUUUUUUUUAGCAGACUCUGCUUAUUGAUGGAGUGGGAGGGCUGGAUAGGGAAAUAAUUAUUCAGUGUGAGGUGAGCUUGAGGUACAGUAAGAUGAUGUCAGUUUUUUUAACAUUGCGUGACCUUUAACAUUGCUUAUGUAUUAGCUUGCUAAAGAAAACAAAGCCAUCUGCUUCAUUCAGGGUUCAGCACACUUACCAUUAGACCAUUAUGCCUCAAAUAGAAUUUGAAUAUUUUAGCACUUGAGUUAUAUUUUGAUGCAUUUUCUACAGAUGAGGAAGAAGUUGUGCCCAGCAAAUUAAAAAUGUCCGCAAAACAGGCAAACAAUGUAGCUUCUAAAGAGGUCCAGCAAGUUAAAGAGAGGUAUCUUUCAUCAUUCUCUUUCAUUAUAUUUGACAUUUCAGUACCAAACUAUGGUGUUCAUUUAGAACAUAAGAUAUUGCUCUGGAGAAGCAUCUGGCUUCUUAUAAAAAUAUCCAGCUAAAUUUUGUUUCUCUGUUUGUUUGUUUGUUUUUCUCCUUUCUUCCAUCAGGCAUUGCGAGUGUUAGAUCUGUCAUAGGACACUGCUCUUAAUACUAAUAAAUUUAACCCUUUGACUGCAAAGAAUGACUAGUAACUAAUUUCUCUUUACAAUAUCCCUCCUGAAUCAAACAUUAAUGUGCAUCGAUUGCUUUUUUUUGUUGAAAGUAAGUUAUUUAAAUGGUCUUCUUUCACUGGAGCUUCUUUUCAGGGAAAGAUGAUUUACUAAAACUUACUGUGAAUUGUGUUUGCUUUUCUGGUUUCUCCAAAAUUUUAACUUUUGGAUAGGCAUAGGUUACACACAGGUGUCAAGGUUAAGGGCACAAGAAUAAAGGAAAUGAUCACCAACUAAGCUCUUGUUUGUUAAAUAAAUUCUCCUUGUCAGUACCCUCAGAAACACAUAGAGAACAGUUUAGAGAAUGUGCAUACUGAUAUUAUAAAUGUGUUCAGGGUUGAAAAUGAAAAACAAACAAACCCAAAAAACAACAGCAAAAUAAUUAAGACAGUGUCAUCAAAGGUGAAUUUAAUACAAUGUUGUUGUGGUACUGAAAUAUUUAACACAUGGAUUGUUAUUCUUGCUUCAGUCCAGUCAAAUCUAAAGAGAAAAAAGCAACUUCUGCACUUGAUUUCUUUGGUUCUACUCCAGUUGAAAGGGAAUCCAGGAAAACAUUUGCUAAUAAAAGAAAACAGGUGAAUAACUAACUACACUUUUUCCACCCACAAUUUUUUUUGUAAAGAAAAAUUCAGGCAUCCAGUGUAUUUUUAACAGUAUUUCAUGCAUCAUGCAUUGAAUAGGGAAAACUUCAAACCUCACCAUACCUUGCCUUUCUAUAAAAUUCAUGCAUCACAUGUUCAUUUUUGGGCAUAAUCACACAUCCCUUAUAAAACCCUUUGCCAAUCUGUUAUAGUUAUAUCAGGAUGGUCUACAGUGAACACAUACCAUGUCACAAAAUCAAUGGGUACCAGUAGUGACCAAUUGAGGAAUAGUUUUGGCAGAAACAACACCAUGGGCUGCCUUAAAGGAACAAGUCCUUUCACCUCCAAGAUAUUAAAAUCAAUUCUCUUCACUGUCUGUCACACAAGUGUUAUAAAAAUAUCUUUGAGAAUACGGUGUUCAAUCAAGUGAUAUCCUCUUGUCUGAUGAUUUUCUUUGUUCUCAUCACAUUGCUGCUCAGUUGACUGUGAAUUGGUAUUAUUGCGAGAAAUUACAAAAUUGAUCACUCUUAAGAGUGCAAAUUUUAAGCUUGAUCCAGAGCUUUAAGCCUACAAAAUGACAAAAUGAUCAUCCCUUAAUUCCCUGUUGAACCAUAAAUCAUUUUUUUUGUUUUCAUUUCCCACAGAGAUCUGACCCAAAGUGAUUAGAAAAGAAGAGUAUAAAAAUGGGAGAGAAAAAGAAGGAAGAGAAAAUGGGAAUGUCAGCCGUCACACAACAGAGCAACCAUCAAAGAAAAGAAAGGAAGACUUCUCAGAAUCAAAGUCUGUGGUUAAAAAGCCUUUCCCUGAGAAGAAAAAGGUUUGUAAGCCUUUUGAUUACCAUACUUUAUUGUUGCAAAAUUAAUCAUUACUAAUAAUACUUAAUUGACCUAGCUACCCUGAUACUAGAAUGGAUUGGAUCUGAUAUGAUUGCAUGUGUAAGGUAUGUGUCACUAAUUAAGCACUUGAAUAAGUUACUUUUAGAUGAAACAGUAACAUUUUAUGACUAAAUUUGGCUUUCUUUAAGAUCCAAAAGCUUACUCAAAUUUAUUAACUGGUGUUACAUUUUGUAUAAUUAUGUAAACCUGUCCUACUAUGACACAUUACUAACAAUACUUGCAACAAAACAUUACUUACAAUACCAACACUAUUCAAAAUACUACCAUUACUGUACCUAGAAUUUAUACAAAAACAGUAACAAUAGUGACAAAACUUUUUGGUACAUUCUUGGUGAUGUUAACUUUGACAAUCCAGGGAGAUGCUGCCACUUUGUCUCCAUUUUUCAAAGCAGCAGUGUCUUUCACUAUCAACAUUCCUAUUUGGGACAACUCUUGCCUUGUGAGGACAACUCUUUGCUGUUAGAAUAUUUGAUAUACAUGUAACUUUUAUUCACUUCAAAUUUUAUCCAUGGACAUUUCAGGAAGUACCCAACUCCUGCCAGCAAUCUGGCUGCCAAAGCUGCCACACUUCCAGAAACUCCAUUUAAAGACUCAAAACCAAGUCCAAAGAAAACUGUUACUCUGAAAAAGGAAAAAAAGAUUUUUGUAAGGAAACUCCAACCCAGGGAACACCAGAAGAUGUCAAAAUCAGAGGAAGUGGUUGAAAUUCCACCCUCAUUGGAAAAGAAAAAAUCUGGCUACCAUGGUUUUAUGGCAAGAGAUGGUCCUAGGGCACUUGGUUCAAAGGAAAUCCCUCAGGUAGGUUUCGAAGACCAAGAUCUGAUUGUUAAUUCUCCCCUCUAGCUGCUUCACAUUUUUCUGUAAAUUAAUAAUGAGAGUUUGUUGUUAAAUCGUUAUAACAAACUACAUGUACUUGAUAAGUUUUAGUAUCCUCAUUACUGGAUAAUGUAUGGAUAUUCUCAAGAGAGGUUACAUGUUAAUUUCUUAUGUUAGUCAAAUUAUUAUUAUCUCUCAAAGCUCUUUAUGGUUUGUUUUCCAUCCUUUCAAAUUUUAAUGAGAGAUGCAAGACAAAGGAAAAUGAAGAUUAUUAGAAUUAAGGCUUAUUUGGAAAAUCUGCAGAUACAGUUUAUGCAAAAAAAUUGUAAAAUGCAUGCUUUGAUUAACCCUUUUACUUCUGAGAUGUCAAUAGUAAUUCUCCUUACUGUCUGUCAUACAAUUCUUGUAAUGUUAGUUUGGAGAAUUUGGUCUUGGAUCAACUAAUAAUCCCCUGGCUGAUAUUUGUCGUUAUUCUCAUCACUUGUCUGCAUGAUAUUGUAUUGAUAUUGUAAGGAGAAGUUCUGUCUUGGUCACUCAUGGGAGCUAAAGGGUUAAACAAAAAAAUGUAUUUUAUCCUUUUACUCUCAGUUGAUGUUCAAAUGUUGGUUCGAUGUCAGUAUCUGAGAAACUGCCCACCUACCCCUCCCCUAAUCCAACAUUAACCCUUACUUGUAAGCAGUUGAUGGUUGUUGAGUUAGGGGAGGGGUGGGUGUGCAGAUGCUGACAAUGAUCUGAAAUGUUUAUGGUGUAUCUACAGAGUUUUUUCAUUUUUCACCAUUUAUAACUUUUCAGUUUGGACAGUAUUAAGAGGCCUUCAAGGGAAGAAUUAAUUAUUUGUCUGCAUAUCUUAAAUUAUGCAUGCACUUGAUAAUAUAAUAUUUAGGAAGCGGAAAACUGUUUGAAUGGACUGACAUUUGUUAUUACAGGAAUCUUGGAAAGUAUUGAGAGAGAGGAAGCAGCAGAUCUGAUUCAAAGAUAUGGUGGAAAAGUUGCCCAAUCAGUGAGUAAGAAAGAGUCAAGUUGUUGUGGGACAGGAUCCUGGGGAGAGUAAACUUUCCAAGGUACAUUGUAAUGCACAGCUCAAAAGAGGGAAAAAAAUGUCUGUGAACAUAACCAUAUACACUGCACCUUUUCCCUAAAUUUUUAUAACAAAUCCGUGUGCAGCUUACUGCAAAUACACCUGGGAAACUUGCUGCAAAUUUGCAUAAAUUAACAUGAUUCAUUGAACAGCAAACUAACAAGAACUGAAAAAUUUUCUUUUUGUUGUUGUCUUCUAAAAGUUUUUUUUUUCCAUGAGCAUAAAAUUAUACUGUGGAGUUCAUUAAAUGUUUCUUUGUUAAAAGACCUUUUUAACUGGUUUAAGGUUGUAUUUCCUUCCUUGAAUAGCUAAACAUUACUUGGCGAGAAACCUGUGAUUUCUUUGUUGUUGUUGUUUUUGUUGUUGUUUUUUUUUGUGCAACUGAUCACAUAAUUUGUUAAUCCUCAUUUCCCUUCUUCCAUCUACUUAAUUUACGGUGUCACUCAGUUUGUCUGUCUGUCUGUCUGUCUGUCUGCUCUUUUGUGACCACGACCACAUCAGCUUUUGCUGAAUUUUUUAUCGUGUUUAAAUAAAUGCUGUUGUUGUUGUUGUUGUUGUGUAUGUUCAUUCUUCCAAUGACUGUCUUUCUAUCUGUCACUUAUUCUCCUUGUUCUCCUUGUUCUCCUCUGUCCAGUCACCCACACGUCAGUUUUACCACAACUCUAAAUUCCACCUUUAGGUUCAUCUGUUGGAUCAUUUUACUGUACUUCCACCUGUAGACUUGUUUGUGUUACUUAAAUUGAGUUACAAGAGAGUACAGUUUUUUGGUUUUUUGUUGCUUUAUUUUUUUAAUCUACAUAAGAUUUUGACAGUAAAGGUAAUUUUUUUUGUGCAGAAGAUCCAAGUCUGUUAUCAGUAGACAAAUAUCAGCCUUGGGCAGUGAAGCAGAUUAUUGGUCAGCAUGGUGAUAAGAGCAACAUGAGAAAGCUGAUGAACUGGGCUGAGAGACUGGGAAAAGAAUAGAAAGAAACUAGCCUCUAAAUGUGAGUACACAUUGAUUGUCAAGAUGCUUUUCCCUCAAAUACAUGUACAUGUAACUUCUCUUCAGGCAAGUAUGCAAACGGUUCAGGCAAACUGUCAUAGAAAGCAGAUGAAAAAGUUUGGGUUGUAACCAGAUAGGGGGACCUUUCUGGGGGGGGGGGGAGUAGCAAUUCUCCUAGUCACCUGAUGCUACUGAAAUUAAGUAAGCAUAGGCAAGGUUAGACCUGUGGCUCUUGUGCUGACUUUACCUCUAACCCUUUAUCUCACAUGAGUGACCAAGACAGGAUUUCUCCUUACAAUAUCAAUACAAUAUGAAUCAGACAAGUAAUGCGAAUAUAGAAAAAUAUCAAUCUGGGGAUAAUUAGUUGUUCCAAUACCAAAUUAUCCAAAUCAUAAAAAUUUUAUGGCAGACACUAAGAAGUACUAGUGAGCUGUUUGAAGUAAAAGGGUUCAGUGGAUGAACCUAACCUUAAUCUACAGAUAUUUUACAUAAGACCUUAAAUUGAGUUGUAAUGCAAAUGUCGUCUAGCUGUUGGCUAAAUACCUUUCACAUUGAAUCCAGAUUGUUUCUUAAUUCCCACAUUCAUAGAUACAAUUUUUUAAACAGCUGUAACUUAUGAACUUUUAUGAAUUUAUUUUACUCGACAGUCACUUAUACAUGUAGUUAGUAUGUUAGUAAUGGAAUCACAGUUUUAAACCUUUUUAUUUUGGACAGCUUUCUUUUACAACAAAGACCAAGAUGGGUCGUCCUUUAUGGCAGCUCUUCUGUCCGGUUCCCUAGGAGUUGGAAAAACAACAACAGCU